ACAGAACAUUCGGUCAUUCGGUGUUUGUAUCAUGAGGUAUAUUCUGUAAUUUUAUGGGUUUUUAAAGAAAAAUAGUAGAUAAUUGUUAAUUUUUAUUGUAAGGGGAUAAAAUACAGUACAAUGGCAUUAAGAACGUACGGCGAUAAGCCGAUUAGUUUCCAAAUUGAAGAAGGUGGAGAGUUUUAUUGUGUCGGUUCAGAGGUCGGCAACUACCUACGGUUAUUCCGUGGGUCUCUUUACAAGAAGUACCCUGGCAUGGUCAGGAGGACUUUGACCAACGAGGAAAGGAAACGCUUGGUUGACAAUGGACUUGGUGCUCAUGUGUUGUCCAGCUCAGUGUCUUUGCUCAAGGCUUCCGAAGUCGAGGAUAUCAUUGAAGGAAAUGAUGAAAAAUACAAAGCAGCAGCAGUCAGUCAAGAACUGGCAACACCAAGGGAGAGCAAGAGCAAGAAGCCUCACAACCCCGCCUGGAUGCCUGUCAUGCCCAACUCCUCACACCUGGACGCUGUGCCUCAAGCCACGCCCAUUAGCAGGACUAGGGUGCAUAAUAAGAAGGUGCGAACAUUCCCGCUGUGCUUUGACGACACAGACAUGACAGCCAUGCUGGAGAACUCCUCUCAGAAGCAGAUUCUGGUGCCCAUCCGCCUGGACAUGGAGAUUGAAGGACAGAAGCUCAGGGACACAUUCACAUGGAAUAAGAAUGAGUCAAUAAUAACACCGGAACAGUUUGCCGAGGUGCUCUGUGAUGACCUAGAAUUGAACACAAGCACAUUCAUACCGGCCAUAGCAUCGUCCAUCAGACAGCAGAUAGAGGCAUUCCCGAGUGAGCCACCGGCCAUACUGGAGGAGCAGUCUGACCAGAGAGUUGUCAUCAAGCUCAAUAUACAUGUUGGGAAUACUUCUCUUGUUGAUCAGGUUGAGUGGGACAUGUCAGAGAAAGAAAACAACCCAGAACAAUUUGCUAUGAAGCUGUGUGCCGAACUAGGCCUGGGCGGCGAGUUCGUGACCGGCAUAGCGUACAGUGUGCGCGGGCAACUGGGCUGGCACCAGCGGACCUACGCUUUCAGUGAGGCGCCGUUGCCUAUUAUAGAGACUCCCUACCGCCAGUCGUCGGACGCCGAGCAAUGGGCGCCGUUCCUGGAGACGCUGACCGACGCCGAAAUGGAGAAGAAGAUCCGCGAUCAGGACCGCAACACGCGCCGCAUGCGCCGCCUCGCCAACACCACGCCCGGUUGGUAAACUUCACGGUUAUACAGAGGACAUAGAGCACGGAACGUAAUUACGCUCGGCCAGUGUUAGAGGCGGCUUUAAUAAUGACACGUUUGACGGGUAUCGAACACAACUACAUAGUUUCAAGUUUACUUGUUUCUGAACGGUUUUUAGAUUGAGUCGAAAAUUAUAAAAAAAAUGUGCAACAAUAAAAUAAUUCGAUUCCCGUUUCAGCGAACCUUAAACAAUCCCAACAUAAUAAUGUGAUUUAAACAAACCAAUAAACCAUAAUAUAAGCUCACGGAGUAGUCAGAGAUACAUCCAUCGCAAGAUGAACUAAGCACUCUACACCUCAUCGAGGUAUCGAAAUUCGAAUAAAAGGCGUAUAGUUGCGGGGCUCAACCGUUGUCAAAUUACCCUCAAAUCUGCGUAAACAUUAACUUCAUUCAUUUAUAGAAUCUAAUAGUCUAAUAGAUAGAUAACCUAACAGGAGGAGCAGAGCCACGAGCCUCUAGAAGAUAACUAUGGUCGUAGCAUGCUGCAUAUCGCGCGAGAAGCCAUAAAUUAAUCAAUAUAAUUACUUUUGUAACCGCGCCAUGGCCAAUAUAGAGUUGUCCCAUUCAUUUAUCGUAUCCCGCGUGGCUAUCGCGGUGUGUCUGGCAUCAGUCCUUAAAUUGAUAUUAUAAACGGAAGUGACAGUACCAGUCAAUCAGUCCAUUAGUGUCGGUUCUAGUAGCGGCCGGGCGUGAUAAGUUUCGUGCUCUAUGGUUAUACACGAGAGAGACGAUACGAAACUGUAAUAUCAUUAUGCUAUGCCUAUCAGGCUAGCAGUAUACUACCUAUAAUUAUAAAUAUUAAUCGUAUGUAGGUCGAUUGGAAAACAAGCAAAUUAAAUUAAUCAACUCGAAUUAUAAGCUGAAGUGUUUAAAAAAACUACUCGAUAUUAAGUUCACAUUCAAAGAUAUAAGACUGAAACUUUAAACAAGACCAAAUAAUUAAAAACUAUUUUGUAUCGUUUCUCAGAAGUUGUUUAUCUGAAAUUAAGAGUAAUGUUCUCAUGCUCUAUGUUGUUACAUAUUGAACUCAUGGUAUAAUAAAAUAAGGUAGGUAUUUGAAGAGUAGAUACAUAAGUUCUUAUCGGGAUGGGCAGAGACAAUUGUCAUCCACAAGCAUAGACUUAAGAAUAUUGAAUAAUACGGCGUAUAGCACGGUAACUUCCGCCCCGCACCAAAUCGUAUCGGGCGCUUAGCUUUACUACACCCCCUCUGGGUCUUACUUUAGUCUAAAUGGCCGUAAGCCUAGCGGCUGGCAGGAGUGACGGGGAGCGCGCACGGACUAUCUAUCUCGCUCACACUUACACGGUAAGGCGGCUCAGUAGUGCAAGACAAUUUGCAGCAUUUGAUGUUGAAGCCCUCAGCUGGUAUGAUAAAAAUUAAGAAAAGGGCGGUUAAAAAGGCAAGGAAAGCAAUUCAUGUAAGAAAGCAAUAUUGCAAUUUGACAUAUAUGUGCAUGGCGCACUUAGUUUUAUAUGCGCAAAUGUCAAUUUGCAAUAUUGCUUUAGUUAUCAGACUUAUUUUAUGUUACCAUGAUUUUAGCAAAUAAAAGGGAUUGUCUGUAACAAAUAUAAAUGCUACAAAAUGCAUGAAAAGCACAUAAUUUUAGGCUUUGGUAUGUUGGGCUUUGGUAUUAGUUUCUUUUUAGUAUUUUAAUUUAAUACAAUGGCAAUAUUAUUUUAAUUAGUUAAAUGUGUACUUAAGAAGCUAAUAUGGCAGGCUAUCUUAACGGUCUAUACCUUACAGGUUAGACAGAAACCUAAAUGUUCAUUAUGAUUUUUGAGAGUAUUAAUUUAUUUUCGUAUGACUGACUAUGUAAAUGACUAUUAAGUUUUCCUACAUCGUUUUUAACUUGUUUCCUUUUUUAUUUUAAAUUAUUAUGAGUUUGAGUAACAAUUUUAAGAUGUUUAAUACAAUUUACAAUUUAAAUCACAAUUAUUUAAUAUUAUAACUUAUCAUUAUAGCAAAUGUUGUAUAAUAAAGUAUUCCUAAGACGCCUUUGACAAGUACAACUCGACUUCAAAUAAAUCUUUAUUUAUGUUAAAAGUUUAUUAGUAAAACCUGCACGAAAAAUAUCUAGUCUGAGAAACAAAAUGGCCGCUUACUGCCAAAAAAAAAACACUGCUUUAAAUCAUUUUUCGUGUAAGAUUUACUAGCAUUUUAAAAAGUAAGUGGACUGUUAAAUUUCUAUCACAUUAAAGAGAUUUUUCCAAAAUU
Messenger RNA from Pectinophora gossypiella (pink bollworm), 3479 nucleotides. RefSeq names its product SWI/SNF-related matrix-associated actin-dependent regulator of chromatin subfamily B member 1-A (gene Snr1). The coding region runs from base 121 to 1239 and encodes 372 amino acids. The record is from RefSeq and is a predicted model, not a curated record. Gene Ontology annotation, molecular function: transcription coregulator activity. NCBI's taxonomy places the organism in Eukaryota, Metazoa, Arthropoda, Insecta, Lepidoptera, Gelechiidae. Gene Ontology annotation, biological process: chromatin remodeling; regulation of transcription by RNA polymerase II. The transcript is spliced from 7 exons. Gene Ontology annotation, cellular component: nucleus; nuclear chromosome.